Salarias fasciatus (jewelled blenny) is the source of this 2939-nucleotide messenger RNA. It is a transcript of the gene ttc34, whose product is annotated as tetratricopeptide repeat domain 34. The record is from RefSeq and is a predicted model, not a curated record. The coding region runs from base 77 to 2650 and encodes 857 amino acids. The transcript has 7 exons. Gene Ontology annotation, molecular function: protein binding. NCBI's taxonomy places the organism in Eukaryota, Metazoa, Chordata, Actinopteri, Blenniiformes, Blenniidae.
UACAGUCGUUGACUUUUUGCGGGCGAUUGCACCGAGUCAUAGAGAUGUACAAGAACUUCAUGCUACAUAUUUGUAUAUGACUGGUAAGUUUGGGGACAGUAUGGAGGUGUACUCUGCUCUCUUGCAUCACAGUGAAGAAAAGUCAGAAAGUACUUUGGAUGAGCAAUUCCAAGACGCCGCUGAGAGGAGAGCGCGACUCUUCACCUGUCGGGCAGCCGCCUGCUUCUCCGCAGGCGGAAAAGGUGCGGAGGAGUGCGGAGAUCUGGAAAAAGCAUUCGAGAUCCACCCCGCCACCGCACGGACUUACUUCCAAAAACUCUUCACAGAUCACGGCACUGGGUUUACCGCUCGCAACCAUCUCCGGCGGCAGGCCGAGCGAGGCCUGUCGGGUUACAGGGAGCGGGUUCUCCUCCGUGACGACCUGCGGUCCAUUGAAGGAGUCGAGCUUCUGGACCCGGUCAUCACUCAGCUGCGCACCCUGUGUCUCCUGGAGCCUGACGGGGGAGGCAGAGAGCUGCGGGUGCGACUGGCUGACUGUCUGCUUCUGCGAGGGGAGCACAGAGAGGCCCUGUCUAUCUGCAGCCAGCUCGCUGCUGCACAAGGUCAGCAGAGCUAUCAGAACACCGUCCAGGUUCUCCGCGGAUACGCCCGACUUCUUUCUAAUGACCACGGCGGGGCGUUGGAAGACUUCCAGGCUGUGAUCGAACACAACACCCCACACCCGUCCAGCUGUGUGAGGGCCCUGUGUGGCAGGGGGCUCCUCCGCAUGAUGGGGGGCUCGAACUACCUCACCGCUCUGGACUAUGUGACGGCCAGCAGGCUCCAUCCUCAGGAAACGGCGCUGACCGUCCGCUGCUUGGUGCCGUGGAACUACCGGGGAUUGCUGUUCACUGUUCUGCUGGAGCAGGGACGAGUCAUGCUGGAGGGGACCGGGGAGAACGAAUCCAUGCCCCUGUCCACAGAAAACUCCCAGCAGUCCCCACGGGAGGAGCAGCAGCAGGCUCCAGCAAAGACACACAACCACAGAUCAGGGACUCCUGCCGGUGUCCAGUCAUUGGCUGCACUGCUGAUGGAGCUCCAGCCCACCACUGAUGGGCCCCGGAUCCUGGCAGCAGACGCCCUGUACCAGCUUGGCCGGGUGGAGGAGGCAUACCGGCUGCUUCUUUCCAUCGGGCCCUCCAAUCCUCGCGCCCCGAUCCUGGCUCGCCUCGCCAUGCUGCAGCUACACAGAGGCUUUCUUUACGACAGCAACCAGCUGCUGAAAAAGCUCAUCCUGUGUGGAGACACCAGCUGCUUGCGCCCCCUGUUGGCAGUGGCUCAACAGAAGGACCGCGCUCUGCUGCAGGGACACUGCCACUCUGUAGCCAAACGCAUCCUGGACGGCAGCAGAGAGGAGAGCGUUGUCAGGGAGGCUGUGGCUUAUCUCUCCAUCGCUAUCAUGGCCACUGGUGGAAAGGCCGUGGACUCCCUGCUGGAGAGGGCCAGGUGUUACGCUCUGCUGGGCCAACGAAAGACUGCCAUAUUUGAUUUCAGUGCCAUUCUGAAGGAGCAUCCCAAACACAUCCAAGCCCUCUGUGGACGAGGAUUCACCUAUUUAAUGCUGAAUCUACAAAAGGAGUGCAUUCGUGAUAUCUUGGCAGCGCUUCAGAUCAACACUGACGUGGUGACCAAAGACAUCCUGUCUCUGAAGGACAGGGCUCAGAAGCUGAUCUGUGAAUGGCUGCAUCAGUUCUGUCGCUCCAGUCUGUCGGAUGCUGUGGUCGCCAGUGCGGUUCCCUGCCAUGAGGAGCAGCUCAGAGAGGCUUUUAUAAUUGGUGGAGCUCUGAUGAGGACCGACCGCAGAGACCCCAGAUGGCAUCUUCUCUAUGUGGACAUCCUCCUGGCUAAAGGUGACGUGAAGGCGGCAGGAGCUCAUCUGUGCCAGAUAUUUGGCCAAGAUCCAAGAGAUGCGGUGGCUCAGGCCCGGCUGGGUGUGGUGGAAGCCUGGCAGAAGAACUACUGCAGCGCAGCUCGCAGGCUCAGCAAACUGACUGAGAAAGAUUCAUCCAGCCUAGGCUUCUUGCUGGCCCUGAUCCCAUUUAAUCACAAAAAAUGCAUGGCACAGGCAGCAGCACAGGAGGCCAGCAGCGUUUCGUCUGAAGGUCACUGGGAUCAGGCUCUCGCGCUCCUGACUGUCUCGGUACAGGCGAUGGGCCAUCAGAAAAUGCAGUAUCUCCGCCAGCGGGCCGCCUGCCUCGGACAGCUGGGCUUGCAUGAGCGGGCCACAGCAGACCUGGACAGAAUCAUCCAGAGACACGGAGGGACUGACGCUCGCUCUUCCGACGAGCCCCGGAUCUGGGCGGAGGACCUGUGUCGACGAGGCCGAAGCCUGGCGCUGUGCUCCAGGGAGGGAGCAGCCGUGGAGGACUUCACCAGAGCCCUGGAGCUCCACAGGGACCGGGCCCUUCAGUGCAUGGAGGCUGGCCUUGGGAGGCUGCAUGUGGCCGAGUGCUUCCUACGGGGGGCGCUGCAGCACUAUGGGGAGCAGCAGCUCAGUAAAGCUUGGACCUUGAUUGAAUGCGGCCUCCUUGUGGACAGUGAAAAUUCAGAACUGCGCAGACUGAGGGCAAAGGUCAAACGAGAAGUGGCCAGCCCCUGCAAUGUCAACUAGUGCGGUUGGACAGAGUCAAAGUAGAAGCCGGUUUUAAAGCUCAGUGUAUAAAAUGUGACUAAUGUAGUUAUAAAAUAAUCCAAACUAAAGAGAUGUUUGAGGUUAAAAGCAACAAAAUGAAUUUAGAACUCUGGAUGAUUAACAACUUUUUAAGCAUUCAGUAUCUCCAUAGUACCGUUAAAGCAAUGCUUUAAAUAUGAGAGGAUUAUGAGUUUUUUGUAUUCAAGCAUCAAACAAUUAAGCUUUCUGUUGACUAAAACAGCAGCAGCUAAAACAUUGCGCAUGUGGA